GCGGCAUUAAUACCGUAUUUUACGGUAAAUUACCGUAAUUCUGAUCCACCAGGAAUUUAUACAAUCUCAAAUACAAUUUCACUGUAUCAUAGAUUAAAUUACCCUUAUAAUAAACAAAAUUUAAUUUUCGACCCAGAUAGAAUAAAAAACAUCUUACUUAACUGUUUGUAGUGUAAUUUUAUAAUCAUUAUCGCAAAAAUAAAUUAUUUAUAAAUAUAAGUAAUGAAUAAAACAUUCGUUGAUAAAGAAGAUAUUUGUGAUUAUAAAUAAUUAUGCAAACUAAAAAAAAACUUUGUGAGAUAAUGAAUAAUGCUUGAAGCAAUUAAAACAGUACAAUUUGAAGCGAUUAAAUAUGUAUUAAAAUAUGCCUGCACUAUCAUCACAGCUUAUGCGCUCGAUCAAGGUCCAAAGUCCACGGCCCCUACUCUUUUGACUCUUCACUUUACUGAACUGUGUACGUUAGUUGUAAAACUGUAAAAAAUUGGUCCAGACCAGGAAAGUAAACACUCGGCUGGUUUUAAGUGUCAAGUCAUUGAAUUGAAAAGUAUAGUUUAUAAUAACAGUUUCUUGCUUAGUUAAUAGAUUGUUGAAUAAUUUGUCACCAUGUCUGUGUUAACUAAAGGAAUAUACUUUGUUGCGGCAAAGAGAACGCCGUUUGGUAAAAUGGGUGGCAUGUUUGUAAAUAAAACAGCAACGGAUUUGUCAAUUGUUGCUACCACAAGUGCCAUUCAGUCAGCGGGGAUACAACCUGAGUUGAUAGAUCAUGUUAUCUUUGGUAAUGUUUUGUCCUUAUCUGCUUCUGAUGGUGUUUUAUUACCUCGACACGUUUUAUUGAAAUCGGGCAUUCCUAUUGAAAAACCUGCUCUGGGUGUUAAUCGAUUAUGUGGAUCUGGAUUUCAAUCGAUAGUCAAUGGUGCUCAGAGUAUAACGAGCAAAGAAUCCCACAUAGUAGUAGCAGGUGGCGCAGAAAACAUGAGCCAGACACCUUUCGUCGUACGCAAUGUGCGUUUUGGAACAGUUUUAGGUCAAAAAAUUGAUUUUGAAGAUGCAUUAUGGGUUGGUUUGGCCGAUAGUUAUUGUAAAUUACCGAUGGGUGGCACAGCUGAAAAAUUAGGAGCUAAAUACGGAGUUACUAGAGAAGAAGUUGAUGAAUUUGCGUUGCGAAGUCAGAAGCGUUGGAAAGCCGCCAAUGACGCAGGUUAUUUUAAAGCUGAAAUCGCACCCGUUUCGAUGACCAUAAAAAAGAAACAAGUGGAAGUCUCAGUCGACGAACAUCCUCGACCAGAAACAACUAUCGAAGAUUUGAAAAAGUUACCCUCGAUUUUUCAGAAAGACGGUCUUGUUACUGCUGGGACUGCAUCAGGUAUCUGCGAUGGCGCAGGAGCAGUAAUACUUGCAAGUGAAGAAGCAAUUAAACAACAUAACCUACGGCCUCUUGCACGCCUGUGUGGCUACGCCACGGUUGGCGUUGAUCCUAGUAUCAUGGGAAUCGGACCAGCACCAGCGAUUAAAAAUCUUCUGAAAAUAUCCAAUAAAACUCUUAAUGAUCUUGAGCUGGUUGAAAUAAAUGAGGCUUUUGGUGCGCAAACACUUGCAUGUGUCAAAGACUUAGGCCUUGAUAUAAACAAGUUAAAUGUUAAUGGAGGUGCCAUUGCGCUUGGACAUCCUUUAGGUGCUUCUGGAACUCGUAUUACCGCACAUUUGAUUCAUGAACUUAGACGAAGAAAUGCCGGAAAAUUCGCUAUUGGAGCAGCAUGCAUUGGUGGGGGACAAGGAAUCGCAUUGUUGAUAGAAGCACUUUAAAUAUAUUUAUAAAUUGUAUAUUUUAUGCCCCAUUGAUAUAUUUUUUGAUACGUAGAUUUUUUUUUAAAUAUGUAAUAAUUUUUGUUCUAUUGAGAAGUAAACACUUUUUAUGAGAUUAAUA
Molecule: messenger RNA, 1924 nt
Organism: Microplitis demolitor
Lineage: Eukaryota; Metazoa; Arthropoda; Insecta; Hymenoptera; Braconidae
Gene: yip2
Product: 3-ketoacyl-CoA thiolase, mitochondrial
Exons: 6
Coding region: 604-1803 (399 amino acids)
Biological process (GO): fatty acid beta-oxidation
Molecular function (GO): acetyl-CoA C-acetyltransferase activity
Source: RefSeq, a predicted model, not a curated record